AUGACGUCGUCCUACUCGGAAGCAGAUCGAGCCGUCGACCUCCGAAAGUUCCUCUUCGCUAAUAAAACUCGCAUCGUCAUCCUAUUUCUUUCGUGAGUUCCACCGAAAUGCUUCAAAAAGUCGUGGGGAGUUGAGUGAAAAAAAAAACUUCAGCCUCGUGUGCCUGUCGAACCUGCAAGCCAACACGAUCACCUUGAAUUUCACAGUCAUCUGUAUGAAUGACGUCAUCGAAGAGCAGAAGGCCAACUCGACGGAGCCUCAUUGGCUGGAGAACCAGGGCGACAUUUCGCUCGCCUUUUCUUCGGUGGCCUUUGGAGCGAUCGCUGGAACUCUGCCAAUCGUUCCUCUUUUCGACCGUUUCGGAGUACGGUAGGUGUCUCCAAAAAUCUAGACUACUGUGGAUUUCUGUUUGCAGGUACAUAUUCACAAUCUACGGACUUGUGUCGGCCGUCGGAACUCUGGCGAUGCCGUUUUGUGUCUCAAUUGGGUUCUACGCAGUUCUUUUUGCUCGAAUGUUGCAAGUUAGGAUGAAAAUUUUAUUUGAAAUCCAAUGUGAAGAAACGUAAUUUACGAACUCUAAACCGCAUAGGAAACUUCAGGGAGCCGGCUUCAGCGUGCUUUUUUCGGCCAUGGGAGCCAUCGCCGAGCGCUGGUCCGUUCUCGCGGAACUCAGCACUUAUAUCGCGAUUCUCUCCAGCUCCCUCCAAGUAAUCUCGUAGUUAAAGUCAAGUCAGGAAAUAGAACAUCUAGAUGAGCUCGAUCGUGACUAUGCCGCUUGCUGGAGUUUUGUGCGAAUCUUCUCUCGGCUGGCGUGCAUUGUACUAUUUUCUUGGUACCUUCACUCUCUUGUCGCAGAUCGUCUUCUUCUUUUUCUACCAAGACCAGCCAGGCUUGCACAGGUGGUUUUUUUGAAAACUGGAAAAGUUUCUAUUGAUUUGCCAAUGAUUCGCUUCCCAGAAACGUGAGCCACAAGGAAGUGAGGAAGAUAAGUAUUGGAAAAGCGCCAACCACGAAAACCGGAGUUCCGUACAAAGCCAUGUGUCAGAACAAAGUCGUUCUUGGAAUCUGGCUGUCGGUAAGCCUUUCGUGCUCUUCCUUGGCCUAUUCCCGUUUUCAGGCGAUAGGAGGAAAUCUCGGCUUUAUGAUGUUGCUCCAGUACGGUCCGACCUACUUGAACAAGGUUAGUUCGGUUUCAAAAGUAGAAAUAAAUCGACAUUGAAGGUCUUGCAACUCGACGUCAGAGAAACUGGGUUCGCUACAGCGCUACCGUUUGUCCUUGCCGCUCUGGUCAAAUUCGUUGCAGGACCUGUGUCCGAUAACGCCGUUUGCGUUUCUGAACGGGUUAGAGUGAUCAUGUUCGCGACAGCCUCUCAAGGAGCCCUUGCCGUCGGUUACGUCGUCAUGGCAUUAGUAAGUCUGCUGAAGAGUUGGAUUUCGAAGAGACUUCCAUUCAGACGACGAGUCGAGAGGUGGCGCAGAUUUCUUACACGGCGUCGAUCGUCAUGUCGAGCAUCAACAUCGUCGGCGUGUACAAGUGUGCUCAGAUGGUCGCGCGACAGCACGUUCACUUCGUCUUCGCCGUCAUUUCCUUCACGGCUUGUUUCAACACGUUGCUGCUGCCUUUGGCCGUGGGAUUCGCCUGUCCAGACAAUACCAGCGAGCAGGUCUGUUUCAGAACUUCUUUAAAAUGAUCAAAGUGGGAAGUACUUCUUUUCUUCCCCUUCAACAGCCCUUUUCAUAUCUUUAAAAUUUCUAUCCUCCCGAUUAACUCAACUCAAACACCUUGCUUAAUUAAGAAGUUCCACUGAUGAAUAACUCAACCAAACUGAAUUCACUGGCCGCCGAAUAAUAGGAGAAAAGCUUGCAGUGGUCACGCUUGCUCAUCGGGAUUGCUAUCAUCACGGUUAUCACCAAUAUUCCUUUCCCAUUCGUGGCCACAGUGGAACCGGCCGACUUCACGAAAACCAGAGUUUGA
This is a messenger RNA of Caenorhabditis auriculariae, 1975 nucleotides long. The record is from the annotation of a GenBank genome assembly. NCBI's taxonomy places the organism in Eukaryota, Metazoa, Nematoda, Chromadorea, Rhabditida, Rhabditidae.